Ornithodoros turicata is the source of this 2256-nucleotide messenger RNA. RefSeq lists its product as uncharacterized. Bases 1 to 2256 code for a protein of 751 amino acids. The transcript has a single exon. The record is from RefSeq and is a predicted model, not a curated record. NCBI's taxonomy places the organism in Eukaryota, Metazoa, Arthropoda, Arachnida, Ixodida, Argasidae.
AUGGAUCGCUUGAAAGCGAAAAGGACUGUACUGCGAGGGAGGACCACUCGAAUCAUCAACGAAAGCAAAGCUCUUCUUUCAUCUGAGACCGCCAGCGCUGAGGAGCUCACCGUUCUACUAGAUCGCCUCACCAUUUGCAGUACCGACUUGAAAGACGUCGACACCCAGUUGGAGACGCUCAUUCCAAUCGAAGAUCUUCAACAGGAGUAUGACAGCUGCUUUGGAUACCAAGAGGAAGUAAGCACAGUAGUCUCAAAAUUGAACUACAAACUUCGACAAGUUGAAGCUCCUGCUUUGCAGACCAUGACAUCGCAAACUGAGAGGAACACUCAGUCCUUGAGGGAGUCAACGAGAUCUGGAAUUAAGUUACCAAAGCUCCAGCUCCAAACGUUCAAUGGCGAGCCCACGCUGUGGCCAAGCUUCUGGGAGCAAUACUUAAGCAGCAUACAUGAAAACGCUACCCUUUCCAAGAUCGAGAAAUUCCAGUACCUGAGAUCUCUUCUCGUUGGACGGGCGUCUGCUGCGAUUGAGGGACUCCAGGCCACGGAAGCUUGCUAUGAUGAUGCAUUGGAGUUGCUGAAAAAACGUUUUGGUGAUAGACAGAAGAUAGAACACGAGUAUUUCUCCCGUCUGCGUCAACUUUCCCAUAUUCGCUCUUCGCACGAUACUGGUGGACUGAGGAAGAUGUAUGAUCAGACCCAGUCUAGUAUGCGAGGAUUAAAAUCUCUCGGAAUAACUGCUGGAAGUUACGCAGCGAUGAUGAACGACAUUCUCCUGAACGCGUUGCCACAGGACAUGGUUUUGGACUACCAUCGUAGGAAACAGCAACAACCAGCACAACUCGAAAACUCCGAAAGGCAGUUAGAGGAUCUCCUCGAUUUUCUCCAGAACGAAGUCGAAAGCAGAGAAAAGGCGGGAAUAUCUAGCCAGGAUGGAGGAGUUGUGAAACGAAGAGGGAGUCAGAUGAGCCGUCCCAGUGGGCUAGUACUCCAAACGGGUUCUGAGCCGGCCAAGUGCAUCUUUUGCGGCUCUUCGGCGCAUACGACUGAACGAUGCUCUUCUGAUAUGAAUCUGAGUGCCCGAAAAGAGAAGCUCAAAUCUCAGCGAAGAUGUUUCCGAUGCACCUGGGUGGGACAUAUGACGAACCAGUGUGUGAGACGUGUCAAAUGCGAUAAAUGCAAAGGUAGACACGUAACCUCCAUGUGUGACCCGGAGUACAACCCAGCCCAGUCAACUAGCCCUAAAACGCAAACCCGCAGCGCAGUGAUCGCCACGUCCUCAGCCACUUCACGUCCCACGGUUUUGCUACAGACUUUCCGGGCUUGGGUGGUCGCCGACAAGAAGUGCGCAUACAUUCGAGGGUUAUUUGACAGCGGUAGUCAAAGUACCUUUGUGCGAGAGGAUCUUGUUCGCAGCUUGAACUUGCCCGUCCUGAGAGAGGAGGAACUCUCAAUAAGCACAUUUUCCAGUGAUAUGGGGAGGAAACCAGAGAGGCGACGAAUAGUGGAGCUCCAGAUACGAAGCCAGUAUGCCGAGGAGGUAAUAACUAUGGAAGCAAUCGAAAUGCCAGUUCUGUGUCAUGAUCUUCCAUCAGCUUCAGCAGAUGACCGUCACUUGAUUCUACUUCAGGAAGCUGGAGAACAUGUUGCUGACGUUGUAUCGUUCCCAGGCAUACCGCAAGUGAAGGGAAUUUCGGUCCUUAUUGGGUCGGAUCAAAUGUGGAAAUUGCUGAAAGGAGAGAUCCAACGUUACGGGCCAAACGAUGAAAUCGUUGCCAUCAACUCCAAACUAGGAUGGACGUUUCAGGGUCCGACUACCGAUCGUUCGCUGAUCGCAAGGCAGGCCUGCAACUAUGUAUCUGUGCUUCGUGUGAGUACACUUUCUGAGGACCUGCGCUGUGACCAGCUUUUAGAACGAUUUUGCAGCCUGGAAGGAGUUGGAAUCGUCCACGAAGAUGAAUCUCCGUCGGCCGAAGGCCAUGCCGUUCUCGAAGAGUUCGAGAAAACACUGAAGAUGAGGGAUGGCAGGUACGAGGUUCAGCUCCCGUGGAAACAGACAGAUUCGCCGUUGAACGACAACUUCGAGAUAGCUAAAACUAGGCUGAAGAGACUUGUGUUCCGACUGAACAAAGACAGACAUUUGAUCGAAGAGUACGACAAAGUUAUACGUGGAUAUCUUCUCAGUGGAUACGCAGAAGAAGUUCCCGUAUCCAACAAAGAACAGAACACUCGGGUUUUCUACAUGCCACACAGAUAA